Aspergillus tanneri is the source of this 1761-nucleotide messenger RNA. RefSeq lists its product as uncharacterized. NCBI's taxonomy places the organism in Eukaryota, Fungi, Ascomycota, Eurotiomycetes, Eurotiales, Aspergillaceae. The coding region runs from base 1 to 1761 and encodes 586 amino acids. The record is from RefSeq and is a predicted model, not a curated record. The transcript is spliced from 4 exons.
AUGCCGCCUACAACCAGAAAGAGAACAGCAAAGAUGGCUGCGAUUGAAGAAGAAGAGAGCGGGCCCAGUGAAGAUCCAGCUAACCCUGAACAACAGCCUUCACCAGGGCAGGGCUCCACACAUGGCAGCUCGAAGGAUGCACAGGGGGAAACAGACCCGGAACUUUUUGCGAAUGAGAAUGAUACAGCCCCCCCUGGGGCCAAAAGGGCAAAAACGAGUACAACCAAGAGCACGUCUGAGGAUGGGGACACGGUUGAGAACGAAAGCACAACUGAGAACCAGGACCAGCCAGCACAGGCACCGGGACCGAUACGAACAAAGAAAAUGCGUAAGCAGCGUCGUAGGAAAGGUCAAUCAUGUGAUCGAUGCCAGAGGGCAGAAAUUGAAGGGUGGAGAGCGCGAGUCAUGCAGCUGGAACAACAGCUGCAAUCCAACGGGAUCGUGCCCAUAACGAACCAGGCAGCAAAUACACAGAACCAACAGUCGGUAAGCGGAAAUGCUGUUCUUGCUGCACUCCCCCGUGGGCCUCUAGACCAUCUCGACCCAUAUCAGGCUUAUCUGAACAUGGCUAACAAUGCUAAUAUUGCUAAUCCUUAUGCAGGGGACCCACAAGUCUCUGCCACACAGGGGAAGCAGAACCUGACAGAUGGGUUCCAGCUCCCUCAACCAAACAUGACAUUCCAGCAGCAGGUCCAGAAUGGCAAUGCUGAAGCUGGUUCAUCGACAGCUCCCAUGCAGGCACAGGCGGCUGCCCAAGGAGCUCAGGCUGGUAAUUUCCCUUACCAAGCCCAGGUUGGUGAAGAUGACUAUAACCCUCAACCAGGCAAUGUGACAAUUGCUAACCGUAAUUUGGGGGACAAUCAAAUUGCAGGAGGCCAAUAUAUGGCCAUGCAAGGCCCUGGAGCUCAGGCUGCUGAUGUCCAGAAUACCGGUGUCCAAAUGAAACCCCAGUGGAAUUAUUUUAGCCAGAAACCAGGGAGUCAGAAUUACCAGCAGGCCCAAGAUUACAAUCAGAAUCAGACCUUAGAUCAGAAUAUUCAGCAGCAGAGUUUCCAGCAAAAUCCUCUACCACAGGAUUUUAACUCGAACCUUGAAUUGCAGAAUUCCGAGCAGCUUCCGCAUUUAAACGAGGGAUUCCAGUCGAACGCUGGACCUCCGGGUUACUAUCUUACUGGAGCUUCAGGUGACUACCAAAUGCCUCCAGAUACUAGCACUAACGCUCAGUAUAACGCCCAUCGGCCCCAGUAUCAACGUCAGCCUCAGGCCCAACCUAAUAACGACGCUAUGGAAACCAGCCCCAUUGCUGGCCACCCCCAGCCUCCUGAAGCCCAAGCAAACCCCACUACCGGCGAUGAUGACUUCCACGGACUUCCUUCCAUCGGAGACAGAGGAAGGGAAAGCAGCCUCCCAAUGGACAUUGACGCCAUGAUUGCUGCCAUGCAGGCUGCAAAGGCCAGUCUAGCACAACCCAAUAUUACUGGUGACAGUGACGGUGAUAUCCUUGGAGUCGCUCCCAUGGAGAACCUAGUAUAUGGCCUCCUUCAUGAUACGAGUCCGAUGCAUACUACACCUGACUUAAGAAUGUUUACCAUGGAUGUUCCAGGGAACGAUAAUAACCACAACCAAAACAGCCAGAGGGCUAACAAUCAAAAUAAUUCUAACCCCCUGCCUAGUAACCCUCAACUUAUAUCCUUUGGACCCCCUGGGAGUCAGCCGGGUAACCCACCUCCCGACCGACGAGAAUGGCAGCCUGGUCGGUGA